UACGAAAAUCCUUCUAGGUUCAAGCGGCAUUUCACCGCGCAGUUCUUCAUUAGACCUUGCCUUGGAGGUUCGAAGUUUCCCUAGCAAACGCAGAAAGGGACGAGAUGGUGAGGCUCACUGCCGACCUUAUCUGGAAAAGCCCUCAUUUCUUUAAUGCCAUUAAAGAGCGAGAAUUGGAUCUGCGAGGGGACAAGAUAGCUGUAAUCGAAAAUUUGGGCGCUACUGAGGACCAAUUUGACACCAUAGACCUCUCUGACAAUGAGAUUGUCAAGCUGGAAAACUUGCCAUAUCUCAAUCGGCUGGGUACCCUACUCAUAAAUAACAAUAGAAUUACUAGAAUUAAUCCUAACAUUGGAGAAUUCUUGCCAAAAUUACAUACGCUGGUUCUUACAAAUAACAGGCUUGUCAACUUGGUGGAGAUUGAUCCUUUAGCAUCCCUUCCAAAGCUCCAGUACCUUAGUUUGUUGGAUAACAGUAUUACAAAGAAACCAAAUUACAGGCUUUAUGUCAUUUACAAGCUGAAGUCCCUUCGUGUUUUAGAUUUCAAGAAAGUGAAAAAUAAAGAGAGGUUGGAAGCCAAAAACUUGUUUUCUUCCAAAGAAGUAGAAGAAGAAGUUCAAAAGGCACCAAUUAAGGUGGCUUCACCUGUUGAAACUCCAAAUGUCUCUGAAGUUACACAGGAACAGCAAACAUCCAAAGUGGUCGCACCUACACCAGAGCAGAUUAUUGCAAUUAAGGCUGCCAUUGUGAAUUCACAAACUCUUGAAGAGGUUGCAAGACUUGAAAAGGCGCUAAAGUUAGGUCAGCUUCCAGAAGAUUUUAGAAGCUUGGAUGAAAAUGUAAUGUCAAAUAACGUCAAAGAAGGGCGUGAUGGAGUGCUUCAUAUAGACAAGAGUCAAGAUGAGGGUGAACCUAAUGGUACGGAAGAGCCGGGAAAAGCUGAUUCUUCUCCCAUGGAACAGGAUUAGAGUGGAGAUGCUUUGAAAAUCAUGCAGCCUUUAUUGCUGGGUUCUAGAAUCGGGGUCGUGGUUAUCUUCCGUAAGUAUAGGUGAUCGACUAUCUAAUUCCUCUGUCGUGUUUAUGCCAUUUAGGGUCUUCUUUUUGUUAAGUAAGGAACGUGAUUAUCUCAAUUCCUAUGUAUGACUGAAUUAGGCACGUUGGAAUCUCUGUGCAUGUGACUCAAUGAAUCAUUGUGGGGCAGCUAUUUUCUUUAAUUUGCUGGUUUAGACUUGAUUUCUUUAUAUGACUAGUGAGGUUAUUCCUUCGCAAUGAAAUGGUUAUGCCUA
Neltuma alba is the source of this 1286-nucleotide messenger RNA. Its product is annotated as U2 small nuclear ribonucleoprotein A'. Gene Ontology annotation, biological process: mRNA splicing, via spliceosome. The record is from RefSeq and is a predicted model, not a curated record. The transcript is spliced from 8 exons. NCBI's taxonomy places the organism in Eukaryota, Viridiplantae, Streptophyta, Magnoliopsida, Fabales, Fabaceae. Bases 105 to 968 code for a protein of 287 amino acids. Gene Ontology annotation, molecular function: U2 snRNA binding; protein binding.